Saccoglossus kowalevskii is the source of this 1287-nucleotide messenger RNA. RefSeq lists its product as uncharacterized. The record is from RefSeq and is a predicted model, not a curated record. Lineage: Eukaryota; Metazoa; Hemichordata; Enteropneusta; Harrimaniidae. Gene Ontology annotation, molecular function: protein binding. Gene Ontology annotation, biological process: signal transduction.
GCGAUGUCGUUUGAAGAGUCGACUGUCAUUGGUCUGUCUGACUGGAGGGACAAUACUGGAAAAAAUGCGACGUGGAAAAAUCUGAAGAGUAUUGUAAGAAAAAGUGUUGUAUAUGCCGGUCCAGUCAUAAAUAGACUUGAAGCACUCCGGAUAAUAGAUCACAAAACUGAUGGUAGGAUACGAGGGAUUGCGAUCAAUCUGGAUAGUAAUAUCGAGUGGAAAAUUCUUGGAAAGUAUCUUGGACUUUCGUCGGUACAAUUGCUUCACAUCCAAGCGGAUAACUUGAAAUUUGGGGCUUUGAAUAUGGCUUAUAACAUGCUACUAUCAUGGAUAUCUACAGUGGAAUCGGUUGAGGAAAUAUACCCGUUGUUGGGAAAGGCGCUGAAAUUAGCGGACCGUUUAGACCUCGCAAACAUAGUCGAAAUAUGGAUAACUGAAUCACAACCAUCCUCACGCGACAUGACACCAAUUGACGAGGAACAAUCGGAAAGCGACUCAAAGGUGCUUACUGGGGAUGACGAUCCUUCAUAUAACGGAGAUGACGAUGAUAAUAAAGAUCAAAACGAGAAUGACGGAGAAAAGAAAAAUGAGGAGGAAGAGAAUGAAAGGGAUGAAGAGGAAGACCAAGAGAGUGAAGCUGAUAUCCCGGAUGAUCAUGAUGUCCCGGACGUUAACGAUAAACGGGAUGAUGACAACAACUAUGAUGACGACUUUUUCGAUGAUGAUGGAGAUAAUGACAAUCUGCUUCCGGAUGAUAGUAACGACCAGCGUGACAAAUCUCCAGAUAGCAAAAAUGGAUGAGUCACAUUUCCAUGUUAACCAUAAUAAUUAUAAACAAUAUUUUGCAUACAGUAUUGUAUGGUUUGUCUACAGUUCCACAGUAGUGGCAUAUGUUGGUAUUAUAAAAUGCCACAGCUGCCGUGUACUGAAUGUGUAUUUUACAUCACAUAACCCAUAUCGUGCACGACACGGCACGACGACUGGGGUGCUUUGCUAUCAUGUAUCAUAGCGGCUUUAGUCAUUUCUGUUUUAUAGAUUAAUCAAGUCCACCGUGGAUUACCUUAUAACACACAGAGAUAUAUAACAAAAAACAUACACACGUGUCCUCGCAAUAUAACAAUUAAAUUAAAAAAAAUAAACAGAAACGAAACGGAAUUGGACUAUGAUAGCAUGAAUAUUUUAUUUAAAGCGCCAAUAUGGGUAUUUUUGAUGCUUUAAUUUUAAUGAAACAUUGUAAAUAUAUGCAUCAUAACUUACUGUAGUAAUAAAGUGAAAUGUGGAAAAUAA